GGUCCCGACCUUGAACAAACGCUCCUUCGUCCUCGGUUAUUUCAACUUGUAUAACGGCUGAACUGGCUGGCAACCGAAGCUUUUUUCGCAGUUCAUGAUAGCUGCGCGAAGAUUGAUGAGCUAUUUCACUGUUCAACAUUCCCAGGGCAGCUCUACCAGCGAUAUUUCCUCCACUCCAAGCAAUGCACCGUCCUUGAAGCCAAGCAAUAGUCGUAGAAGGCUCGUCAAGAGGCGACCUAGUGGUCCUAUCGAACUCUUUCCCUUUCCGACCGUUGAGGAUAACUCACCGUCCCAUGUCGUCCUUAUCACUGGAACUCCCUCGUCUUCCUUGCCAGACGGAACCAGUGCAGCAGCCAGUGCAUCCGUCAGGGAAAAGAAACCGUCCAAGACCUCUGUCUGGAAAAAGGCCCUUCCCUUCUACGGCACCUCCAAACGUUUCGAGCUGCCAAUUCAAGAGCCUCCACCUUCGGAGGUCAGCCAGACUCCGCUGGAACAUCUCAACGCAGUGGUGGACAUAUCCCCGCAACAACCAUCCCUGAGUCGUCGUUCACUCCAUAGCACCAUUGAACGGCCUUCUACUGCGCCUAGUGCUUGGCGUGCCCCCAGUGGGGACGCUGGAGCUGGGGUAAUGCAGCCAACUCUCAAGAGUACGAUCAGCAACCCACGGCCUCCGAUAAGUCGCUCCAGGUCGUAUGAAGCUCUUCCAGAAGCAGCACGUGGACCAGAUCGAGUCCCACUCAUCUUCUCUCGAACAGCUGGAACGCAAGGACUCAGUCAGCCAUCUGUCAAAGCACUGAACGAAUUCUCCACCCUUGAUAGUUUCCCCAUGCCACCCACCAGCAUUGUAAAAUUUCCCGUCCACCCUUCAAAAACCGUGCCCGCACUUCAACGGCCGCAUACUGCACCGUUGAAUCAUACUAGCGUGACGACAAACAAGAAUCCUAUGGUCGAAAAACCUCACCAGUGUCCGAGACCUCUAAAGAGCUCGCUGAAGAGGUCCCCGGACGCGCCUCCCGGCUCUUCGGCCGGAAGAGCUUCCCCAAUAGAUCAUGGCUUUGUGAACGCUACGCUUGUGAAGAAUAAUAAUGAAUCGAGUACUGUACAGAAUGUUCCUUCUGAGCUGAGAGAUGUGAAUCGCCCCUCCCUGUUAAGCCGUUCUAGAUCGGAUUCCUUGACUUCGCCUCCUGGACUGGGGCGCCCUCCUCACUCCAUUGGGCGCAGACCCACAAUGCCGAAUAUCAGAAUAUCUGGCCAAGACACAUCACUGAAUCCAUCCCCCCCAGGGGACGCGGUGCCUCCCAAACAGACUCGGGACUUUCAUCGUUCCAACUCCCCUUCGCCAUCAAUGUUACUCGAAAACCUCCAACUACCUUCCACAUCAUCUCGCCGCGAAGGGGUGUGUAUAGACCUUUAUCUACCACUGAAGAAAACGAGUUCGGACACCGACUUACCGCACCUACCCGCGACAUCUAAUCCUACAUCACUAAAUUAUGGGCUUCAAAUCUCCGAUGGGAAAGCGGCCAAGUCAUCUAAAACUACCAUUCCUUCCAAAAUCACACCCCCAAUCACUGGGCCUCCUACUCUGACAAAGACAAGAGAAAAAUUGGAUACUGACUCCUCGCGAUCGCGCGCGACGUCUAACCCGAAUCAUGAGUUUCAAAUCUCGGACAGAAAGGUGAACCGGUCACCUAAAACGACCCCCUCUUCAGUUAUCACACCCUUACCCACAACCCCUACUGCCGCACUAUCUGCAUCUCUUCCUUACAAGCCGGAUGGACACCUUCCCCAACUUCACGCCAAGAAAUCGGGUCGGCGUCGCCCCCUCCCUUCUCGAGUGACCUCACCGCCAGUGUCAGACGAAUUUGAAUACGACACAAGGGAACUGGAAUCGGUCACUGGUGGUACCCAGGUACCAACCCGGAAAACGUCAUUUGUCGGAAUGCGGAGUAUCGUGGAUGGGGCUAUCCCCAACGCUAGCACUGGGUCUACUUUACCGUUAACGGCUACACUGGGCACAGGUGGAGGAAAAGCCUCGGACUUGAGGAAAAUGUUAACCGCCCAGCGAUCAAAAGCUCUCACUUCAUAGAUUAUAUUUGUUGUUUUACUUUGUGUGGAAGUUUUUGUAGCACCACUGGUAUAUUUUUUUUGGUAGUUUUGGAAGAGAGAAACAAAAUUGUAAUUUAGUGUUUUUAAUAAAACAAUGGUUUUUUUUCCUUGCGGGUGAGCUGAGCUGGGUGGGAUGACGACUGCGACCA
Cantharellus anzutake is the source of this 2255-nucleotide messenger RNA. RefSeq lists its product as uncharacterized. Bases 95 to 2086 code for a protein of 663 amino acids. Lineage: Eukaryota; Fungi; Basidiomycota; Agaricomycetes; Cantharellales; Hydnaceae. The record is from RefSeq and is a predicted model, not a curated record. The transcript has 3 exons.